AUGGGAGCUCCUGUUUGCUUCGGCCGGGUACCAGAGGACCAGGUGUCUCUCGUCAACCGCAUGUACGCUUGGCCACACAAGAUUCAGGAGGACUUCAGGCUGGCCGAGGCGCGACUCUCACACAAGCGAGACCUGAAGGAGACGGCGCUCAAAGGUCGUGUCGCUAACUUUGAGAAAACAUUGCAUGUCUACAACAAAGAGCUUGAGGACCUAAGAGGUCGCGACAACUUCAUCAUGAAGGAGAUUCGCGUCGACACCAUGAAACGAAACGUGGAGAUGCUGGACCGCCUCACCACUCAGUUCCAGGACGCAAAGGCUGAACUACAAGCCAUUAACGAGGAGCAAAGCCUGCUGAGCUGGGAGAUGACCAAGUUCCCGCUGCUUCAAUCCAUGAUAGCCCUCAAGGAACCCUACGACAAGCUGUGGCACACCACCUACGACUUCCACCAAAAGUAUGAGCGGUGGUACAACGGUCCUUUCACUGGGCUAGAUGCCGAGGCCAUCAGUGAGGAGGUGGAAGCCAUGUGGAAGACGAUGUACAAACUCACCAAGACCUUUAUGGACCAGGUGGGGUCGCGACGCGUGGCGGAGUACGUUAAGGAGCGCAUCGAAAAAUUCCGCCUUCAUGUGCCGGUUCUGCAGUGCAUCUGCAACCCAGGCCUGAGAGACCGACACUGGAAUCAGCUGGGUGAACACCUUGGAGCUGAACUGAACCUGACACCGGACACCUCCCUGGCAGACAUGAUUGACGCUGGGUUGCCCUCAGUCCAACGUAAGCUGGAGGAGAUUAGCCAUGCAGCCUCUAAGGAGUUCAGCCUAGAAAAGGCCUUGGAGAAGAUGAAAGGAGAAUGGGCUAAUGUUGUUUUUGAAUUUAAGCCAUGGAGAGAGACAGGAGUGUCCAUUUUAGCAGCAGUGGAUGACAUCCAGGUGCUACUUGAUGAACACACGCAGAAGGUGCAAACGAUGCGAGGUUCUCCGUAUGUGAAACCCUUCGAAGCCGAGAUCCGCACCUGGGAGGAGAAGCUCCUGUCCAUGCAGGAUAUCCUCGAUGCCUGGAUCAAGUGCCAAGUGACAUGGCUAUACCUGGAGCCAAUCUUCUCCUCUGAGGACAUCAUGAAGCAAAUGCUGGUGGAGGGGCGUAAGUUUACACGUGUGGAUGCCACCUGGAGGGAGCUGAUGGGCACAGCUGUAAAGGACUCCCAUGCCCUCGUCGCCACUGAGCAACCCAAUAUGUUGCCCAGGCUGCACGAGUGUAACAGACUACUGGAGGAGAUACAAAAAGGUCUCAAUGACUACCUGGAGAAGAAAAGACUCUUCUUUCCAAGAUUCUUCUUUCUGUCAAAUGAUGAAUUGUUGGAGAUCCUCUCUGAGACGAAAGACCCCCAGCGUGUACAGCCUCACCUCAAGAAGUGCUUCGAGGGCAUCAGCCGCCUCCACUUUUCAUCGCAGCAGGAGAUUGAAGGCAUGAUAUCGGCAGAGGGGGAGCUGGUGCAGUUCAGCAACAGGGUCAUCCCCUCCAAGGCCAGGGGUCUGGUGGAGCGAUGGCUGGUGGAGGUGGAAGAGAUGAUGGUACAGAGUGUACAAGAUGUAGCAGUGCGUGCUGUGGAGAACCAUCCACUCACUCCACACUGCCAAUGGAUCACUCAGUGGCCAUCACAGGUGGUGCUUACGGUGGCACAGAUUGUAUGGACUACUGAUGUCACCUCCAUCCUAGCCAAGAGAGGAGGACUCAAAGAGUACUUAGAAGUGUGUGACGCUCGCAUUCAGGAGGUAGUGGGCAUGGUGCGAGGAAAGCUGGAACACGGUACCCGACUUACCCUGGGAGCCCUCAUUGUUACCUACGUCCAUGGACGUGAUGUGGUGCAAGAGUUGAUCCAGAAGGGUGCUGCCUCAGUAACGGACUUUACAUGGGUGUCACAGAUGCGCUACUACUGGGUGAACGAGCUGGUACAGGUGGACAUGAUCAUGACACGACUCCAGUACGGAUAUGAGUACCUGGGUAACACCUCCAGGCUAGUCAUCACACCUCUCACCGACCGCUGCUUCAGGACACUCAUGGGGGCACUAAAGCUGCACCUGGGAGGGGCCCCUGAAGGUCCUGCUGGCACUGGCAAGACAGAAACAUGCAAGGACUUGGCUAAGGCUGUGGCCAAGCAGUGUAUCAUCUUCAACUGCUCUGAUGGUCUUGACUAUAAGGCCAUGGGCAAAUUCUUUAAGGUAUGCUGGGAGGCGGGAGUUGCCAGACAACCUUAAGGUUUUGUUCCGGACAGUGGCCAUGAUGGUGCCGGACUAUGAUAUGAUUGCCAAGAUUGUCCUCUUCUCCAUGGGAUUUGUCCAGGCAGACAGCUUGGCACGGAAAAUCAUCGACACAUAUCGGCUGUGCUCAGAGCAGCUAUCUUCCCAACACCACUAUGACUACGGCAUGAGAGCUGUCAAAGCUGUCCUACUGGCUGCUAACAAUCUCAGACUCCUCAUGCCAGACAUCUCCGAGCCACAGGUUGUCCUCAGGGCCAUUAAGGAUGUCAACCUGCCAAAGUUUCUAGCUCAGGACGUGCCGCUGUUUGAAGGUAUCGUGCAAGACUUGUUCCCGACGGAGAGAAACACCACAAUAGUGCCAGACGCGGCCCUUGAGGCCUCGCUUCUCAAGACCAUGGCAGAAAAUAACCUCCAGGACGUGCCAUGGUUCCGAGAGAAGAUGUUACAGUUAUAUAACAUGAUCCUGGUACGUCACGGCGUCAUGGUGGUGGGUGAGCCCCUCAGUGGCAAGACCAGUGCCUACCAGGGACUGGCGACCGCUGUAGAUAAAGUGGGACGGGAGAGGAAGAUGGGCGAGGAGCGUGGGGUGCAGUACAGGAUUAUCAACCCUAAAGCUCUCACUCUUGGCCAGCUUUAUGGCGCUUAUGAUCCAUUCUCACACGAAUGGUCUGAUGGCGUAUUAGCUAAGACUUUCCGGGAGAUGGCGGUAUCAACAUCAGAGGAGCGACGCUGGCUGGUGCUGGAUGGCCCUGUCGAUGCUGUCUGGGUGGAAAACCUCAAUACUGUUCUUGACGAUAACAAGAAGCUCUGCCUCAUGUCUGGAGAGAUCAUACAGAUGCCGAGUAAGAUGAGCAUCAUCUUCGAGACGUGUGACUUAGAGCAAGCGUCCCCAGCCACUGUGUCCCGCUGUGGUAUGAUCUACAUGGAGAGUCAACAGCUGGGCUGGAGACCUCUCAAGGACUCGUACAUGGCCAGCCUGCCAGUUGCUAUCAAAGGGGAGGUGAAGCAAAUGGUGGAUGUGGUGGUUGAAUGGCUGCUACCACCUGUAUUUGACUUCGUAAUGAAGAAGUGCAAGUUCAUGAUCCAGACCUCAGAGUUGCAUCUCUUCCAGUCCUUCGCAUGGAUGCUGGACUCUCUGCUGGACGAGGUGCGGGAGGCAGGCAAGCCGCUUGGCCCUAAGAUCUCAGAUGACAAACUGACAUCACUACUGCAGUACCUAAUCACCUUCAUCCUGCCCUGGACUAUCGGCUCCACAAUCACAGGUACAAGUCGUCAUUUGUUUGACCAGUUCUUUCGUAAGCUUCUGCUGGGGAAAGUGGAGGCAGCACCCAAGCCAGAGUGCUUCAGGCUAACUAAAGGGAUGAUGCCUCCGGAGAGUGGCUUGGUCUACGACUACCUGUAUGAGCGGGAGACUCAGCGGUGGGUUCUGUGGGACGACACCAUCGACAGGGAAAGACUCAUUAUACCUCCUGAUGCCAAGAUGUCCAAGUUGUUGAUUCCGACAGCGGAGACAGCUCGCCAAGAGUUCUUCUUGAGGACUUGUCUGGACCACGAUGUUCCCUUGCUGCUGCUGGGGCCCACAGGCACUGGGAAAAGUGCCCUCACUAACGCUUCGCUCAUCAACCUGCCCAAGGACAAAUUUAUCAUCAACACCAUCAACUUCUCAGCCAGGACAUCUGCUGGCCAGGCCCAGGACAUUAUUAUGUCCAAGGUAGACAGGCGGCGGAAGGGAGUAUUCGGGCCAGCAAUGGGGAGGAAGUAUGUGGUAUUUAUUGAUGAUGUCAACAUGCCACAAAAGGAGACGUAUGGCGCUCAGCCACCUAUUGAGUUCCUCAGGCAGUGGCUUGACCAUAAACACUUCUAUGACAAGAAGGACACAUCCAAGAUUGAACUUGUUGAUUCACUGUUCCUGGGAGCAAUGGCCCCCCCCAGUGCUGGCCGCAAUACCAUCUGCGGACGGUUUACACGCCACCUCAACAUCAUAUGUAUCGAUGCUUUUGAUGACUCGACUCUGGAUAAGAUUUUUGGGUCGAUUAUGACCUGGCACUUUACAACCCAGGAGGAUACAACAAUCCAACACCUCAAUAGGGCUGUAGUGGAAGCUACCCGUGAGGUGUACAAAAGGGCCACCUCCACCUUCCUGCCAACUCCCUCCAAGAGCCACUACCUGUUCAACCUUCGGGACUUCUCUAGAGUCAUCAGUGGCAUCCUCCUGGUGCCCAAUGCUGCCCUCAGCUCCGUUGACAAAUUGAUUAGACUCUGGCUUCAUGAGGUCUACCGUGUCUUUCAUGACCGGCUUAGUGAUGACACUGACAGAGGUGAGUUUUUCAACAUAGUGCGGGAGGUGAGUCAGCGGACUUUCCGUAUGCAGCUGAGCACAGUGUUGGCCCAUUUGGUGCCUGAAGGGGAAGUUCUCUGUCCACAUCACUUCAACAACCUCAUCUUUGGUGACUACAUGAUACCUGAUGCAGAGUCUAAGGUGUACGAUGAGGUACUGGAAAUGACUGACUUGCAACAAGUAAUGGAGGCAUACCUGCACGAGUACAACGUGAUCAGUAAGUCGCCACUGUCAUUGGUCAUGUUCCAGUACAUCACCCAGCAUGUGUCCCGCAUCAGCCGCAUCCUCCAGCAGGUCUCUGGCCAUGCCCUCCUCAUUGGGUUUGCUGGCUCAGGCCGCCAAAGUGCCACCAAGCUGGCCACCUUCAUGGCAAACCAUGAACUCUUCCAAAUAGAGGUGACCAAGACCUAUGGUGUAGCAGAAUGGAGAGAAGACAUUAAGAAAGUACUCAUGAAAGCUGGAGGAGAUGGAAAAUCAAUAGUCUUUCUCCUUACUGACACACAGAUCAAAGAUGGAAGCUUCUUAGAGGAUAUUAACACAUUACUCAACACAGGAGAUUUGCCUAAUUUAUACACCAAUGAGGAAAAGGCAGAAAUAUUAGAAAAGAUACAAGCAGUUGCCAAAGAUGAGGGUAAGAAGAUGGACUCCUCACCUAUGACACUGUUUGGCUACUUCAACGAGCGAGUGAGGGCCAACCUGCACUUGGUAGUGGCCAUGUCCCCCAUAGGCGACACCUUCAGGACCAGGCUCAGGAUGUUCCCCUCCCUCAUUAACUGCUGCACUAUAGACUGGUAG
Messenger RNA from Homarus americanus (American lobster), 5389 nucleotides. Its product is annotated as dynein axonemal heavy chain 3-like. Gene Ontology annotation, cellular component: dynein complex. The record is from RefSeq and is a predicted model, not a curated record. Gene Ontology annotation, molecular function: dynein intermediate chain binding; minus-end-directed microtubule motor activity; dynein light intermediate chain binding. Gene Ontology annotation, biological process: microtubule-based movement. NCBI's taxonomy places the organism in Eukaryota, Metazoa, Arthropoda, Malacostraca, Decapoda, Nephropidae.